Messenger RNA from Aureobasidium subglaciale EXF-2481, 989 nucleotides. RefSeq lists its product as uncharacterized. NCBI's taxonomy places the organism in Eukaryota, Fungi, Ascomycota, Dothideomycetes, Dothideales, Saccotheciaceae. The record is from RefSeq and is a predicted model, not a curated record. The transcript has a single exon. The coding region runs from base 285 to 899 and encodes 204 amino acids.
GAGGAUAGUAUGUCAUCCUGACGAGUGACUCGAACUCACGCUUCGCUUAAGCAAGCAGUCAUGGAGGCGAUAGAUAGAUGAGUGCUUCUUCUGCAUGGUGUUGGGACUGCAUUCUGUCUUCCCUUCUUUCUUUCCUCCCCUCUCCUUCGACACAUCAACAUCUUUACAGCAAAGACUUCCUCCAAGCCUCGAGCAAUACUUCAAAAUCAGCUCACUAGCAAGCCAUCAGAGCACAUAUCACAUCUGUGCAGAAGUCACGCGACCAAUCACACAACCCUCCUUAAAUGACCUACACAUUCCCAACACGAGAGCCCUUUCGGCCAUCAGAACUGGAACUCGACAUGGUAGCUUUCAUGACGGAAAAACUCAACAUUACAAGUCCCUACCGACAGUGUCCCCCUUAUGGUGUCCCAUGCCCCUUUGGCUCAACUACACUACAUCUCAGCGCUCGACGAGAGAAAUGGUGGCAAAUGUUAGAGGAUCUCGCGUGGAAGGAGAGAGUAAUGAUGCAAGCAUACGAUGCAGAGCAACAACAAAAGCGAGAGAAAGACAAGGCCCAGACCGAGCAAUGGAUGCCUUGUGAGCAGAGGAAAGAGAGGAAGGAUAGUUUGAUACCGGCGGAGAAGGACGAGGUUGUUGGUACGAAAGGUGUUGCUGUGAAGGCAGAGGAUGCUUCUGCUGCUUCGGCCGUUUACGAUUCUGACGAUGAGGAUGCUCCCCCAGAGCAGAUCGCUGGAGUCAGAACGAAGAAGCAAAGGAUUACUGUCAAAGACAAAGAUCAGGCACAGAAACAUGAGCACAAAGUACGGCGGGUCAAACCUUUGGGCUGUUUACGCAGUCAUGCGAGGAAAGGGUCUGGAGCAAGUACUUCCUCCACCAAAAGGUCUGCUUCUGGGUAGAGCCUAAUCGACAGGCAGAGUUACAAGAACGAAUACAACUAAACGAGUCGAAGAGCGCGGUACCCGACUGACUCUGUUGGCCAUGGUACA